Populus trichocarpa (black cottonwood) is the source of this 841-nucleotide messenger RNA. RefSeq lists its product as uncharacterized. Gene Ontology annotation, molecular function: glutathione transferase activity; glutathione peroxidase activity. The coding region runs from base 116 to 613 and encodes 165 amino acids. Gene Ontology annotation, cellular component: membrane; endoplasmic reticulum; nuclear envelope. NCBI's taxonomy places the organism in Eukaryota, Viridiplantae, Streptophyta, Magnoliopsida, Malpighiales, Salicaceae. The record is from RefSeq and is a predicted model, not a curated record. The transcript is spliced from 5 exons.
AGUUCAGAAAAACCCACAAAGGCACAAACACAAACUCAAAAAGUCAACCUCGACAGCUCAGAACUAAGUAUAAGAGAAGUGGGUUCCGUUUCUUUCAGUUCCAAAACCAGACAUCAUGGCAGGAGUAGAAAUGUUCCCUAGAGGAUUUGGCAAUGUAGCUUUUGUUCUUGUUGCUUAUUGCUUUCUCAAUUUCUGGAUGGGAUUCCAGGUUGGCAAAGCUCGCAAGAAAUACAACGUCCCUUAUCCAACCCUUUAUGCUAUCGAAUCAGAAAACAAAGAUGCCAACCUCUUCAACUGUAUUCAGAGAGGGCAUCAGAAUUCCCUGGAACAUAUGUCAAUGUUCUUUUUGCUGAUGGUGUUAGGAGGGAUAAGGCAUCCUUGUGCUUGUGUUGCUCUUGGAUCCAUUUAUACUGUCACUCGGUUUUUCUAUUUCACUGGCUAUUCCACUGGGGACCCUAAAAACCGUCUCACUAUUGGGAAAUAUGGGCUCUUGCCUUUGAUGGGGCUUAUAGGGUGCACAAUUUCGUUCGGCAUCAGUCUUCUUCGAGGGCCCUGUGACGGAAAAACCAGUAGCGGCUCCUCCUGCUACUUCUCAAGCAGCAGAGCGAACUAGGAAGUCCAAGGAGUGAUCCUGAGCUCCAACGUAACUUUUUGCGCAGUGUCUGAUUUGGUUUGCUGCUUUAGACAAUGUUGUUUUAAAUCUUAGAUCGAAGGAAGUUUAAGAUGUUGGUACAUGAUGCGAUAUGUAUCUCCUGUAUUUGUCGAUUAAAAAUCUAUUAUUCUGUUCCUAUAUAUAUAUAUAUAUAUUUAAGAAAAGUUUGGCUGAGCCUUUUCCAUCCUA